GACAAGAAAGGAGACGUUGCACAGCCAAUGCAUAAUUGCGGCAAACAUUAUCUUUGCGAUUGCUUAUUUAAUCGCUUUAAUUCAUUUACCGCUGCCCUCAAUUUAAUUAGAACUGUUAUUUAUUGCAGACGUUUCUUCUUAGUAACUAAAUUAAUAGUAUUUAUUAUUGUCAGAUUCCCGAGAACUAACUCUGAGAUACGCAUUCUGACGAUAAUCGCGUAAGCGGUGACAACGCCAAUAAAGAAGAAAAACACUGAACGUUGGAUAAUCAACUUGCCAUCAAGUUUUUAUAGAGUUUGCAGUAUGAAAAUUCGUUGCUUAAUGUUCCUCUGUUUAUGCUCUCUCUACGAAUCCAUAGAAAGCGUUAAACGACAUAAAGUAAUUCAAUGUAAAUUAAAGCCUAAAGGAGAAAAUUUUGAGUUUCCAAAAAAUUUUGCUUUCGGUGUAGCCACCUCUGCUUAUCAAAUCGAAGGUGCAUGGAAUGAGGAUGGAAAAGCACCCUCCGUGUGGGAUAUUUACACACACGACCACCCCGAAAGUAUUUUGGAUCAUUCGGCGGGAGAUGAUGCAGCCGAAUCUUAUCAUCGUUUCGACCAGGAUUUGGCUGCCCUGAAAGACCUUAAAGUAAAUUUCUAUCGGUUCUCUAUUACAUGGUCAAGAGUUCUUCCCAACGGCGAUACCACAGUGAAGAACCAAAAAGCCAUUGACUACUAUAAUAUGGUUAUAGACAAACUGUUACAAAGCAAUAUUGAGCCUAUGGUGACAAUGUUCCAUUACGAUAUGCCAGACAUUUUACAUAAUUUUGGUGGAUUCUCAAAUAACUCCAUAACAGGACAUUUCGUAGCAUAUGCAGAUUUCUUAUAUGAAACUUUUGGUGAUCGUGUAAAGAAGUGGAUAACAUUUAACGGACCCUAUGUGUAUUGCAUAUUUUCUCAUAAUUUCGCUUCGUAUCCACAUACGAUACGCAUUCCGGGUGUCGAAGACUACAUCUCAAUAGACAAUAUAUUGAAAGCGCAUGCAUUGGCUUAUCGAAAGUAUAAAAAGAAAUACUUCAGCUCUCAAAGGGGCAAAGUGGGUAUUACCCUGGAUAGUAGAUUUUAUUAUAACAAAGACGAUCAAACUUCAGAAGAACCUAUAAAUCGUAUAAUGCAGUAUGGGCUGGGCUGGCUAGCCAAUCCUAUUUUUGGAAAAACAGGAAAUUAUCCUGCUGUCAUGAUUAAAGAUAUUGGGGAAAAUAGUCACUCUGAAGGUCUACCGACAUCACGAUUGCCUGUCAUGAAUGAAACAUGGACCGAAAUCAUCAAGGGAUCCGGGGAUUUCCUAGCCCUUAAUUACUACACUUCCAUGUAUUCCGAAAUGGCUUCUCCUCCCGGAGGUAAGGUGCCUUCUAGGGAACGUGAUUCAAAAGUUAAACUCUCAUUUGAUGAUAAAUGGACACGAUCAAAAUCAGAUUGGCUUUACUGUGUACCGCAAGGAAUGGAAGAUUUAUUGAAGUGGGUAAAAGACAGCUACAACAACGUUGAGGUAUACAUAUCGGAAAAUGGUUGGUCGGACGAUGGUCAGUUGAACGACUCAGGUCGUAUUGACUACCUACAGGCCCAUUUGCAAGCAGUCCUCAAUGCAAUCAACGAUGGAUGUAAUGUCACACAUUACUCCCAUUGGAGUCUGGUAGAUAACUUUGAAUGGAAUAAAGGAUACACUGAAAAAUUCGGUCUCUAUUACUUGAACCGGUCAAGUCCAAACAAAGAUCGCAUUGCUAAGCAAUCCGCCAGAUAUUAUAGGAAGGUCAUUGAAACCCAUCAAAUUCCGUUGGUAAGUGGAACAUUUGCGAUGCGGUCUAGCCUCUUCAACUGCAUUUUGGCUGGUUUGCUAAGCGCGCAAGUUCCACUUAUGAUGUAAUUAAGUGUGAUGUUGUUUGAAGUGUAAAUGGUUAAUCAAUAAAAAUGUGUUAAGUUUCAACAUAAACGGAAUGGAGUUCCACUAAUUAAAAUUCUAAAGAGGUAGCACAGCCGUUGUGUCACUCGCUGUGGAAUAAAGAGAAAUUGCUCAUGACCAAUCAUAUGGCCUUAUGGAGUC
This is a messenger RNA of Ceratitis capitata (Mediterranean fruit fly), 2076 nucleotides long. Its product is annotated as myrosinase 1. Bases 304 to 1899 code for a protein of 531 amino acids. The transcript is spliced from 6 exons. The record is from RefSeq and is a predicted model, not a curated record. Lineage: Eukaryota; Metazoa; Arthropoda; Insecta; Diptera; Tephritidae. Gene Ontology annotation, biological process: carbohydrate metabolic process. Gene Ontology annotation, molecular function: beta-glucosidase activity.